AGAGAGUGUGCCUCUGACCUAACUUGGCCAGACACCCCUCUCAGGCUUGUUUUCUCUAAAAUAAACCUGUCUUGACUGGCAAGCCACCUUUCAUGUUUCUUUCUUCUUUCUUUAAUUCUUACACUGACUCCCAGCUGAAGCUGGGGCAAGGGCACAAGCCUGCGGAGUUUGGAUCCAACUUCUAUAGAGGACUGAACUAAGGUUGGCUUUAAACUGCUGCAAAACAGACCAAGCCUGGGCCAAAGGAAUCCAAGCCCAUGAGAGUGCGGAAAAGACAGGAAAAGGGAUAAGAGGAAAUGAGAUGCCAGGCAGCUUAAAGCCAGGACUGGCUGUGAUGACCUCUGGAGUUCUAAGACUUAAUUACUGCUUUCACAAUAAUAACUCGUAUUUAAAAGCAAAGGAAGCUGAGGGUGAUUUGCAUGCUUCUCUUUAAUGCUGGCUGCUGAGUGCACACUCCUGGUUUCCUCUGCCAAUAAUUGGACACAUAAUUAACCUCCUUUAUAAUGGAUUAUGGCCUUCUAGAGUUGGUGGCCAUGACCAAGCCUCAGUUGAGGGGAAGGCCUUGGAUCAGAAAGAUUUCCCCAAGGGCCCAAAGCCUAGCAGUCUGUGCUCCUGCCACCAACAAAAACUCCAACCUCACUCAGCCCCCAAAGAUUCAGACCCUGGGUAAGACCAGGGUGGAGGAGGGCUUGGAGGAGGGGUCGCCUUUCAGAUUCUGACUCUGCCCCUCUAUGGAUCCUUCUAUGUAUGACCUUAAACAAGUCACUGGACCACCCUGAGCUCACACCUUCCCAAUCAGGUAAAUGGGCACAAUAAUACCAACCUCAGAAGGACGCCCUGGGAGCUAGAGGAAAUAAUAUAGCAUAAAAAGGCCUCAGCACAGUACUAGGCACAUUGCGGGCACUCCAUGAAUACAACUCCCUUCCCCUCACCCAAGCAGAGUAGAGAGGGGUACAGGAAGGAGGGACGCUUACAGGAAGAGGAGGUAUGAGCUGAGUUCUGCGAUAGAAGAGAAGAGAAAGGUUUUGCCCAAAGGGACACAGGAUGAAAUGAUAAAUUAACAAUAGAAUACAUAGAACAAAUAAUGAAUAAAUAAACUAACAUUUACAGAGUUCUUAUUAAGUGAUAGGCAGGGCCCUAAAUGCUUUCUGGUCAUUAUCUCAUUAGAUCCUGGCAACAACUGUCAGUGCUUACUAUUAUUAUCACUAUUUUGCCUGUGAGAAAUUGAAGCUUAGAAAGGUUAUUCAGCUGCCCAAGGUCAUGACAUGAACCUGCGGGACUGACUUCAGAGGCCCCACCCUCUUGACACACUCAUACACUCGCCCCCCCGCACACCGUGCAGAGAUGCCAGAUAACCCCGCUGGCAGGGGACCAGGGCUAUGGGACUGGGACCGAAGCUGGGGCCGGAUCCAAGAAGGCAACGCUCCGAGUCCCGGUGGAGGGGUGGACAGGCAGAGGGGUUCCACUCGCACUGCCCGCAGCGCAUGGGCAGCGGAGCUGACCAGGCGCUUCCUGGCCCCAUAAAGCUCGGGCGGGAGGUGAACGCCGUUUUAUGGAGGCGGCCGGGCGGCCCGGCCCGCUUUGAUUCCCGGCUCCGCGAGGCGCAAGGGCCGAGCCCUCCAAGCUCGUAAACGCCUUGGCCGCGAGCUCCCUCCCCGGGCCCGCGGGCCGCCAUAUAAGGCGCAGCGCGGGCUUGGGGUCCAGCCGCCCGCUCCUGCUGCCGCCGCACCAUGUCCUGCCUCUCCUCCCGCCUGAGCACCCCCUGCGGGGUCCGCGCCUUCAGCUGCAUCUCGGCCUGCGGGCCCCGGCCCGGCCGCUGCUGCAUCACCGCCGCCCCCUACCGCGGCGUCUCCUGCUACCGCGGCCUCUCCGGGGGCUUCGGCAGCCGCAGCGUGUGCGGCGGCUUCCGCGCUGGCUCCUGCGGACGCAGCUUCGGCUACCGCUCUGGGGGCGUGUGCGGGCCCAGCCCCCCAUGCAUCACCACCGUGUCGGUCAACGAGAGCCUCCUCACGCCCCUCAACCUGGAGAUCGACCCCAACGCGCAGUGCGUGAAGCAGGAGGAGAAGGAGCAGAUCAAGUGCCUCAACAGCAGGUUUGCGGCCUUCAUCGACAAGGUGCGCUUCCUUGAGCAGCAGAACAAACUGCUGGAGACAAAGCUGCAGUUCUUCCAGAACCGUGAGUGCUGUGAGAGCAACCUGGAGCCCCUGUUUGAGGGCUACAUUACAACUCUGCGGCGGGAGGCCGAGUGCGUGGAGGCCGACAGCGGGAGGCUGGCCUCAGAGCUCAACCACGUGCAGGAGGUGCUGGAGGGUUACAAGAAGAAGUAUGAAGAAGAGGUGGCACUAAGGGCCACUGCUGAGAAUGAAUUUGUGGCCCUGAAGAAGGAUGUGGACUGUGCCUACUUGCGCAAAUCAGACCUGGAGGCCAAUGUGGAGGCCCUGACCCAGGAGAUCGACUUCCUGAGGCGGCUGUAUGAGGAGGAGAUCCGCAUUCUCCAGUCGCACAUCUCAGACACCUCAGUGGUCGUCAAGCUGGACAACAGCCGGGACCUGAACAUGGACUGCAUCGUCGCUGAGAUCAAGGCACAGUACGACGACAUUGUCACCCGCAGCCGGGCCGAGGCCGAGUCCUGGUACCGCAGCAAGUGCGAGGAAAUGAAGGCCACGGUGAUCAGACAUGGGGAGACCCUGCGCCGCACCAAGGAGGAGAUCAACGAGCUGAACCGCAUGAUCCAGAGGCUGACAGCCGAGGUGGAGAACGCCAAAUGCCAGAACUCCAAGCUGGAGGCCGCGGUGGCCCAGUCUGAGCAGCAGGGUGAGGCGGCCCUCAGUGACGCCCGCUGCAAGCUGGCCGAGCUGGAGGGUGCCCUGCAGAAGGCCAAGCAGGACAUGGCCUGCCUGAUCAGGGAGUACCAGGAGGUGAUGAACUCCAAGUUGGGCCUGGACAUCGAGAUCGCCACCUACAGGCGCCUGCUGGAGGGCGAGGAGCAGAGGUUGUGUGAGGGCGUUGGAGCUGUAAAUGUCUGUGUCAGCAGCUCCCGCGGCGGGGUCGUGUGCGGGGACCUGUGCGUGUCGGGCUCCCGGCCGGUGACCGGCAGCGUCUGCAGUGCCCCCUGCAGCGGGAACGUGGCAGUGAGCACCGGCCUGUGUGCGCCCUGCGGCCAGACCUGCGGCAGCAGCCGCUCCGUGCGCUUCGCCUGAGCACCCUGCUUUGUACCGACGCCGCCACGCCAGCAGAAGUCCCAGCCUCCUGAGACAGGCCGGAGCUCCCAGGGUCCUCAGACGUGGGGAAGGAGGGCUUCGGGACCCAGCUUCCCCACAGGCCCCCACACCGCGCCUUCCCGUCUCGCAUCCCCUCCCGUUAGUCCCUUCACUGCUUCCGGGAGCACAGGGCUCCUAGCCCGCAGCUCUCCCCACCUCCGCAUCUAAAGGACUGUGUCCUCGCAGCCCUAGGCAAAGACCCGGGUCCAGAGGCCUGGAUGCCUGUGGCUUCUGAGGGACAGAUGGGCCUGGAGCCUCUUGGUGUGGACUUGCUGUGCCUUCUAAUCCACUGUCUUCUAAUACACGUGUGGGACAGGCCACCUCUCCCGCCUGGCUGCCUGGCUCCCUCCCUCUCCCCUGUGCUUGUCUCAGCAUUUCCAUUAAAGCUCCUAGUCAUAUGCAA
Cercocebus atys (sooty mangabey) is the source of this 3663-nucleotide messenger RNA. RefSeq names its product keratin, type II cuticular Hb1-like. The coding region runs from base 1731 to 3200 and encodes 489 amino acids. The transcript is spliced from 9 exons. The record is from RefSeq and is a predicted model, not a curated record. Gene Ontology annotation, cellular component: keratin filament. Gene Ontology annotation, biological process: intermediate filament organization; keratinization. Gene Ontology annotation, molecular function: structural constituent of skin epidermis. Lineage: Eukaryota; Metazoa; Chordata; Mammalia; Primates; Cercopithecidae.